AUGGUCCUCACCGUCUCCGCCCGCGUUUCUCUCUCGUCUCCUGCUCCCCGUUUUCUGCUCCACGUCUCUCGUUCGCAGCCAUUGGCGGAGCAGUCGCAGCGUGGGUAUGCGACCGGCGGCGACUACGGCCGCGACAGCCACCAUUCUCCGCAGCGCAACCAGUCGUCGCAUCAGCCGCCGCCGGCGCAGCCGUCGAACAAGAAUCGCAGCCCGAUCGCGCGCGCUCGCCACGACGCGUCCCGCCUUCCCGACGACGCGCAACCCUCCGCACUCCCGGACCUCGCGGACCCCGACUCCGCGCCCGCCAGCCAUCCGCUGCCCUUCUUCUUCCCCAUGCGCCCCUCCGCGCGCGCUUCUUCUCCGCCUGACGGGCAUGACGGGGGGGGAGGCGGAAGGGAAGGGGGGCGAAUGGGCACCGACAUCACCCCUCUCCACUACCCCUCCGCCUCCCAAAUGCACCCCUCAGCACCCAUCUACACCUCUCCCUCCACUGCCCCUACAACACACCAGCACCACCACCAUCAACACAACCAACACCAGCAACACCAGCAACACCAGCAACACCAGCAACACCAGCAGCACCAGCAGCAGGAGCAGCAGCAGGCGCACGAGUCCUCCCCGCAGCCCCUCCCCCCGCCCCACUCCGCGGCCCUCUCCGCGCCCCCUGUGCCCUCGCCAAUGGCCGCGGUGCCGGGCCCAAGUCUGAGCUCCAAGGCGCGCCGCUUUGUGCGCCGCGACGACCUCAUCUGGGGCGCAUUCUUCUUCUUCACGCAUUACUACCGCCCUGCGCUCAAUGACAAAGCCAAGAGGGAGGGGCAGCAAGUGGCAGGGAAGAAAGAAGCAGCAGAUUCAAGUUUUGAGACGUCUCGAAAGAAGCAGCAGAUUCAAGUUUUGAGACGUCUCGAAAGAAGCAGCAGAUUCAAGCAUGACCUCACCCCCCUUCCCUACCCUUUCCGUAACCCCUCCUCCGCUUCCCUCCUUCCCUCCCUCUUGCCCCCACCUCUCCCUCUCCCCUAUGCGUGCCUCCCUUUUUUCUCCUCCCCCGCAUCCGCCCCCUCCCCCUCCCCGCUCCCCCGCCUUCCCCCUGUGUUCCCCCCACAGCAGGCGCGGCUGGUGGGGAGGGAGUGGGUGGGGGUGGUGGAGAAGGCGGAUGUGCGGCUGGAGGAGUUCAUGGCGCGGCUGGUGGGGAGGGAGUGGGUGGGGGCGGUGGAGAAGGCGGACCUGCGGCUGGAGGAGUUCAUGGUGCAGCACGACAUGGAGAACUGCUACAUGUGGGCCUUCCGCGUGCGCCCGCACAACGCCCUGGGCAAGAUGCAGCUGCGCUCCUACAUGAACGGCCACUCCAGGUGGGAUGUGGCCGGGGUGCAGUGUGUGUUGGUUGGAGGGUUACAGGCCGGGCUGCUCAAGAUGCUCGAGAAGACCAUUAGAAGAGAAGGGAGGAGCAGGUUAAAUGUGUGUUUCGUUACAAUGCUCACUCACUCUCUUCCCGUCACCGUUGCCCUCCACCUCGCCCUCCACCUCGCCCUCCACCUCGCCCUCCACCUCGCUCUCCACCUCGCCCUCCACCUCGCCCUCCACCUCGCUCUCCACCUCGCCCUCCACCUCGCCCUCCACCUCGCUCUCCACCUCGCCCUCCACCUCGCCCUCCACCUCGCUCUCCACCUCGCCCUCCCUUUUCCCCCCUUCCUCACCCUCCCUAGUACUCUCCCAAAGCUCUGUUGGGCCGAUUCAGCUUCUCAUGAGUUCGGAGAGCCGCAGUUCCCAUUCAGUGCGGAGAAGGGAUUUGUGCGGUCGCACCGCAUGCAGCGCAAGCGCUACAAGGGGCUCUCCAACCCACAGUGCAUCCACGGCGUGCAGUUCCUGCGCACUCCUGACCUCUCCUGCGUGCCCCCGCAUGAACGCCAGCGCUGGAUCGACCUCACAGGCCGCGAGUGGGGCUUUGUGUUGACCAACGAAGCGGACGACCUUCCUGUCCCUGUCUCAGGACCACCACCCUGGGCUUCUCAUGGACCUGGAGAGGGGCGAGGAGGGGGCUGGGGCGGAGAUGGCAGGGAGGCAGAGCUGUUACGAGGAGUGGAAAGGGGUGAAGCGCGGUUGGAGGAGAGGGGUCGGCGAGGGAGGGAUGGGGACGGAGUGGCGUGUAGGGGUGCGGGGGCUGGUGUGUUUUCUGACGGCCCUCCAAUGACCACGCUGAGCCUUGCAGAUUCCGUGGGCCUGGCGCAUGGAGGGGGCGCAAGGGGCAGGGAGGACAUGGAGGUGGAGGUAUCAAAGGAGGGGUCGCCACAGGAGCAGUCGGAGGAGCAGAUCGUGCAGCCGCCCUACUGGCUCUCCGAGUGCUACGGCGUGCUCACCCAGGUGCGACCUCCCCCAGGUGCGACCUCCCCCAGGUGCGACCUCCCCCAGGUGCAACUUCCCCCAGGUGCGACGUCCCCCAUAUGCGAGAUCUCUCAGGUGUCGGGCCCUGUGUCGGGCCCUGUGACGUGUGCCAAGACACUCUAUGAGGAUGCCACGUCAUUCCUGAUCCUCGUCAGCCUGCCCUUUGCUGACCUGUCCAAGCUCCGGGUGACGUGGCGCAACUCCCUCUCGCAUGGCAUUGUCAAGGUGCAAUGUGCCUCAUCCAUGCGCCAGCCUUCCCUAAUCCGCUGGGACCGGGCCUUCCACCUCACAGACCCGCACCCCGAGCACUGCCCUCCAGGGGAGUUCGUGCGCGAGAUAGUGCUCCCCUCCAGGAUCCCCGACAGUGCAGACGUCAAGGCUUUCUUCUCAGAUAGCGGAGGAGGUGUGGAGAUUCUGGUGCCUAAGUUGGUGCCUGUGAGCCAGUACCACGAGAGGGAGGUGCGGGUGUUUCUGCCGCCUAAGGCCGCAAACUGA
Messenger RNA from Closterium sp. NIES-65, 2871 nucleotides. Lineage: Eukaryota; Viridiplantae; Streptophyta; Zygnematophyceae; Desmidiales; Closteriaceae. The record is from the annotation of a GenBank genome assembly.